Aricia agestis (brown argus) is the source of this 1000-nucleotide messenger RNA. Its product is annotated as formin-like protein 14. The transcript has a single exon. The record is from RefSeq and is a predicted model, not a curated record. Lineage: Eukaryota; Metazoa; Arthropoda; Insecta; Lepidoptera; Lycaenidae. Bases 503 to 1000 code for a protein of 165 amino acids.
GCCGCGCCAGCCUCAGCCGCGACCUCCGCACGCCCCACAAUAACACGGCACCUGUGACGUGAUAAAUAAUAUCGAUAUUCGUUUCUAAUCCAGUGAUAGACGCAUCCGAGCUAAAGGUGUUAGAAAAAUUGAGUUCAGUUGGGUGAAAACAAACAGCACAGUGAUUAGCGCAGGCGCGCCGCACGCGGACAUGACGAGGGCGGCCAUCUUGGUCGUGGAUACACUUUCGCCUCGCCCCAGCGUCGCAGCCUGAGCCGCGAGCCCCGAGCCGUCGGGAUCAUGCAUCGCCACCGGCGGGCCGCGCCGGCCGCGCUGUGAGCGCCGCGUCGCUAUCGAUCGUCGGGCGCGAUGGCGCUCGCGGAGUGAAUGCGGACAUCGGGACCGCGCCGCAGAGUCCGCGAGCCCGAGGGGAUCCUCCCGGGAGAGAGAUCGGGGGCGUCCCGGGAUGUGAGUCGCGCGGGGCGGGCAGCAGCGCGCGGGAGGCGGCGGCCGGCGGCGCGCCAUGGGCGAGGAGUACCCGCGCUCCCCGUGCGAGCGCUUCCCCACGGUGGGCGCCUUCAGCGUGGCGCCGCCGGAGCGGCUGAGCCCGCCGCCGCCCGCGCCGCUGCCGGACCGGUUCUCGGCGUCGCCGCGGCGGGUGCGGCGCAGCGCGGAGGCGGAGCGCGCGCGCCGGCCGCGCUACGUGCCGCCGGCGGCUCACGUGCCUGUGGAGCGGUACGUGCCGCGGCCGCCGGCGCCGGUGCGGCCGCCGCCGGUGUACUGCGGGCUGGCGUGCCGGCCGCCGCCGCCGCAGCGCAAGUGCUGUGGGCCGGCGUGCCGGGAGGACCUGGCGGGGUCGCCGACGCCAUCGCGCUACGCGGAGUACGUGGGCGCGGCGCGGCGGCUGGCCUGCACGCCGCCGCCGCCGCCGCCGCCGGCGCUGCAGCUGCCCAUAGAGCCGCAGGAGCCGCCGUGUUGUGUUCAGGCCCGCAGGAGACCGCAGCCUCCGCAUGAUUGGUGA